Messenger RNA from Micromonas pusilla CCMP1545, 939 nucleotides. RefSeq names its product chloroplast envelope protein translocase family (gene TIC55-7). Gene Ontology annotation, molecular function: 2 iron, 2 sulfur cluster binding. The record is from RefSeq and is a predicted model, not a curated record. Bases 1 to 939 code for a protein of 312 amino acids. Lineage: Eukaryota; Viridiplantae; Chlorophyta; Mamiellophyceae; Mamiellales; Mamiellaceae. The transcript has a single exon.
AUGGACGCCGUGGACGCGCGCGCGGGGCGCGCGACCGACGCGUCGCCUUCGCCCGACGACCCUCCCUCGAUGUCCGCGCCCGACGACGACGACUUCGUCACCGUCGCGCGGAGCGAACGCCUCGCGGCGAACGACGCGCGAAUCCAGGUCGAAUGCCGCGGGCGCCACCUCGUCCUCGUCCGCCGCGGGCCGUCGCUGUACGCCGUGGACGCGACGUGCUACCACAUGGGCGCGCCGCUGCUUCACGGGGACAUCGAGGACGUCCCCGGGCACGGCGACUGCAUCACGUGUCCUUGGCAUCAUUACCAGAUCUCGCUGCGCACGGGCGAGCGUCUGUACCACGACAUGGAGCGGAAGCUCUGCGCGCUCCCGAAGAAGCAGAGGACGCACGAGGUCAGGGAGGUAAACGGCGACGUGCAGGUGAGGCUGCGCGGAGGAGGGAAGCCGCCGUCGCCGCCGCCGGGGACGCCGCGGCCGAAGCCGGAGGAUCUGACGUUCGAGUGGGAGAGCGACAGGUACGCGUUCAAGCCGCCGCCGCCGUCGUCGUCGCGCGGCGGCGGCGGCGGCGGCGGCGGCGCGGGGACGACGCCGCGCUCGGGGCAGGUUUUCCAGGCGAUUCGAGGCGCGCGCGGCGGGCGCGGCGGAUCCGGGUCGUUCCUCGGCGCCGGGAGCGGGCUGCACCCGGGGCUUCGAGGACGAGGCGUGGGGAUGAUGGUCGCGGAGUCCAUGCGCGGCGGCGACGGGAAGGCGCCGUGGGCGAUGGCGCCGAACGGGGGGCUGUCGCGGCGGCCGCCGCCGCCGCCGCCGCCGCCGUCGCGCGCGGUCGCGCGACCCGCGGCAGAUGAGCUCCCAGACGCGCCGAUGGAGGAGGCGGACGAGGACGAGAGCGGAUCGGACGACGAGUACGAUUACGCGAACCUUAAGAACGUUCCGCCGUGA